AGAUCCACGCGCUCACCCUCCGUCUUAACACACCCACUCACACUUCACGAGCACUCCUCGUUCUUACAGACCCGUUUCGCCUUCCCACAACCACCACCACCACCACCGAUCAUGUCCACCCCGUUCCUUAAGGCCCUCGAGCAGCGCCGCAGCAUCUACAGCCUUGGCAGCAAGCUGCCCAAGAGCAAGAAGGAGGUGACGGAGACGAUUAAGACUGCGAUCCGCGACUGUCCUUCAUCCUUCAACGUGCAGAGCUCGCGCGCGGUGAUCCUGUACGGGGCGGAGCAUGCGAAGGUGUGGGAGAUCGUGAAGGCUGCGCUAAAAAAGGUGAUGAGCGCGGAGCAGUACGCGGCAAGCGAGGCGAAGGUGAACGGGUGCUUCCUCGCCGGUGCGGGCACGGUGCUGUUCUACGAGGACACCGCGGCUGUCAAGGGGCAGCAGGCGGCCUUCCCGUUGUACGCGGCGAACUUCCCCACGUGGUCGCAGCACUCGUCCGCGAUUGCGCAGUUCGCGGUGUGGACGGCGCUGGCGCAGGACGGCAUCGGCGCGUCGCUGCAGCACUACAACGAGCUGAUCGAGGCGGAGCUGCGUACCGCUUUCGGCGUGCCCGCAGAGUGGCAGCUAGUGGCGCAGAUGCCGUUUGGCUCGAUCGAGAAGCCGGCAGAGACGUAUGUUGCCGCGGAGGAGCGGUUGCCGUACGCUGCGGUCGUGUCCCGCCACGCUGUGCAGGGCAAUCGCGGCCCGUCAUCGCAGGGGCGGAUCGCCCUCGGCAACGCGGUGCCUUCUGCCCGUGUGCUGUCGCAGCUGCCCGUGGAAAUCGAAGGGCGAACGGUGCUGUUGCGUCCUAGCAGUCAAAUCUUCUUCUACCCGCGCCGGUCGCUCUCGCUGUCGGAGCGUUCACCGUCCAUGCCGACACACCGGUCUUCGCAGGCACAGCGUGCAGACUCCCCAUCUAGAGCACCGCCGGCUUCAGACGAAGCGGACGUCCACCAACGCAAGCGGAGAAAGAUUGAUGCUAGCGCAAACCCCGCUGUUCACCGCACUGCAGAUCGAGACUCCAGCGAGGAGUUGAUCGCAGAGGCACCGUUGGCGGGCCAGGUCGAGCUGAUGCGUGAGAUGGACGGGAUGGUGGACGUGGUGGUGCACACAUCGCAACCAAACAGUGUCUUCGGGGGAUCAAAAAUGUACCGCGUAACGCCUGAUAUGAUCGUUGAUGUAUCUCCAUAG
Leptomonas pyrrhocoris is the source of this 1227-nucleotide messenger RNA. RefSeq lists its product as hypothetical. The transcript has a single exon. The coding region runs from base 112 to 1227 and encodes 371 amino acids. NCBI's taxonomy places the organism in Eukaryota, Euglenozoa, Kinetoplastea, Trypanosomatida, Trypanosomatidae. The record is from RefSeq and is a predicted model, not a curated record. Gene Ontology annotation, biological process: cellular response to oxidative stress.